Homarus americanus (American lobster) is the source of this 2998-nucleotide messenger RNA. Its product is annotated as neural-cadherin-like. Gene Ontology annotation, biological process: homophilic cell-cell adhesion. NCBI's taxonomy places the organism in Eukaryota, Metazoa, Arthropoda, Malacostraca, Decapoda, Nephropidae. Gene Ontology annotation, molecular function: calcium ion binding. The transcript is spliced from 18 exons. The coding region runs from base 116 to 2998 and encodes 960 amino acids. The record is from RefSeq and is a predicted model, not a curated record. Gene Ontology annotation, cellular component: plasma membrane; cell-cell junction.
CUCUUGCUGCUACUCCGGAAACUCAGGCAUCAGUUAUACGGACAACCAGCGAGUGAUUCUGCAGAUAACAGACAUAAAUGAUGAGCCACCCUACUUCAUCAAUCGUCCUCUACCCAUGCAGGCGGUAGUGAAGCUCAACGCUGCUCCCAACACUCCAGUUUUCACUCUGCAAGCCCGGGACCCUGAUAAGGACCAUGACAUACACUACUUUCUUGUCAGGGACAGAACUGGAGGACGAUUUGAGGUGGAUGAAAAAUCUGGUGUUGUUCGCACUCGUGGGUCAGAGAUGUUUCAGCUGGACAUGGAAUAUGUUCUGUAUGUGAAAGCUGAAGACCAGAAUGGAAGGAUUGAUGAUAAGCAUUUCCAGGCGACACCCGAAGAACGCUUGUCCAUUGUUGGUGGUAAGCGGCCACCACAGUUUUACCUCCCAAAAUAUGAAAAGACCAUCCCAGAAAAUGCAGCCAAAGAUUCAGACAUUAUCUCUGUUAAAGCUAAAUCUUUCGCUGACCGAGAAAUCCGUUAUACGUUAAAAGCUAAAGGCCAAGGUGCAGGAACUUUCAAUAUUGGACCAACAUCUGGCAUUGUUAAGUUGGCCAAGGAACUCGACUUUGAAGAUGUUCGUCAGCCACACAUCUACCAGUUGGUUGUGACAGCAACUGAAGACUCUGGUGGUUUCUCUACUUCAGUUGAUCUGACUAUUAAAGUGACAGAUGUCAAUGACAAUCCUCCGAAAUUUGAUUUGCCUGAUUAUCAAGCCCACAACAUUGAUGAAGACAUCCCGAUUGGUUCAUCUAUACUCCGGGUGAAAGCUCGUGACGACGACUCUGGGACAAAUGCUGAGAUUACUUAUUCUGUUUCUGAUGAUCAUUUUCGUGUUGACAACAAGGGAAUCAUAUAUAAUCGUAAAACUCUCGAUGCUGAUGAUAACAGUGCUUACUAUGAGUUCACGGUUACAUCUACAGACAGAGGUGAACCAGUCAAGGAAGGUACAGCAACAAUCCGUAUUUAUACCAAAAACAAGAAUGAUGAAGAACCCAACUUUUCUCAGCAGGUGUAUACCCCAAAUGUUGAUGAAAAUGCUGGACCAAAUACUCUUGUGACAACAGUUGUAGCAUCAGAUAAAGAUGGUGAUAAUGUAGAGUUUGGUUUUGUUGGUGGAGCCCGUGAAUCUGGCCAGUUUGUUAUUGAGAAGAUGACGGGUGUCAUUCGCUUGCAUAAUGGAGCCAUUUCCCUCGAUCGUGACAAAUAUGAGUUGAAUGUAACUGCUGUUGAUGAUGGCAAUUGUUGUCCUGGAGGACAGCACUCCCUCCAUACCUCUACUGCUGUUGUUGUAGUCUUUAUUACAGACGUUAAUGACAACAAACCUGUGUUCAAGGACUGUGCUUCAUAUCAUGCAAAAGUAGAAGAGUCUGCUCCUAAUGGUUCACCUGUCAUCACUGUACGAGCCACUGAUGAGGAUAAGGGUGUUAAUGGACAGGUCCGUUAUAGUAUUGUCCAACAGCCCAACCAGAAAGGCACCAAAUUUACAGUAGAUCCCGAGACAGGCGACGUAACUACCAAUAAAGUGUUUGAUCGUGAAGGUGAAGACGGCAAGUUUGUUUCUGUGACAGUAAAGGCCACGGAUAAUGGAGACCCAUCACUAGAAGGUGUUUGUUCCUUCACUGUGGAGAUCACAGAUAUUAAUGACAAUCCUCCACUAUUUGAUCGUCAGAAAUACAUAGAGAAUGUGAAGCAGGAUACAAAUGUAGGAACAAAUAUUUUGCGUGUGUCUGCCUCUGAUGAAGAUGCUGACAACAAUGGUGCCAUCGUCUACAACCUGACUUCAGCAGCAAAUGCCGGUGAUCUAGACUACUUUGAGGUCCAACCUGAAUCAGGUUGGAUAAUCUUGAAGAAACCCCUAGACGUCACCCAUGUUACCCCAGGCCUCCCAGUAGACAACAACAAGUUUUGCUGCGACACACAAACUCAGCGUGGGGCGUACGAGGUGGUUGUAACAGCCACGGACCAGGGUCAGACUCCCCUCACCUCGGAGGUGCUGGUCCGUCUCAGUAUCGUGGACCGAGCCAACCGCCCCCCUGUGUGGGAUGAGGAGGUCUAUAAGCGCAAGAUGAUCCCAGAGAAUAUUAGUGUGGGUCAGACCGUCUACUCCAUCAAGGCCAGCUCUGGUAUAAAGGAUAAUCCGGUAGUGUUCUAUCGAAUCAUCCGGGGAUCCACAGCACAGACCAACAAGCAUGAUACCUUCUACUUACAACAACGGCCAGAUAAUGGGGACACCUGGGCAGAUAUUAAAGUCAACCAUCCAUUAGACUAUGAGAGUAUAAAGGAGUACAACUUGACAGUCCGAGUAGAGAAUAAUGGUCCACAACAAUUAGCCUCGGAAGCCACUAUAUAUGUUGUUCUCGAGGACGUCAAUGAUGAAAUCCCAUUGUUUACUGAACGUGAACAGGAGACGGUACUUGAAGGCGAGCCAAUUGGUACCAAGGUCACGCAGGUCAAUGCUAUCGACAAGGAUGGAACUUACCCCAAUAAUGAAGUUCUUUAUCGUAUUGUUGACAGUCCACGAAAUGAAGGUCGUGAUUUCUAUGAGAUCAGGGAGCGUACUGGUGAAAUUUUCACUCGUGUAGAGUUCGAUCGUGAAGAAAAACAAGCUUAUGCCCUCGAAGUAGAAGCACGUGAUGGAGCAGCAUCGGCCCGACCAAAUGCCAACGGUCGACCCAAUACAGAAUUUGAAAAUGUAGAAAACAGCGGUAAGAUUGAGCGUGAUAAGAUGAUGGGCUGCAUAACUUUAGUUCUAGAUGGCAUCAUCCAGCCAGGCUUGCGAGUGUAUUUUUCGAGUGGAGGAAUGGCGCUGGUGGCAGACAGACGCACACGGGAGUUUGGUAAAGCUUGUGGCAACUUCGUAAUUGAAUUCACUUGCUUUUACCGACGAUUGAAGUUGAACUCUGGUGGCGGCAGCAGCUUACCUGAAGAUUGUAAGAAGCGAGACCUCCUGUGUUAG